CAUCUUCGCCUACCCACCCAUUUGAUUUUUCUACAGACACUGGUUUUCAAUUUUUCAUCUCUUCAAAAUCAAACCGAUUGAAAACAUCGAAACGGUACCGUUUCAUUUCCCCCAAUUUUUAGGGUUUCCACUGCAAUCGAAGCCUUAAACCGACAAAUCUUCGUUCAAUUUCAUUCAAAUUCGUGUUCUAUUCGGUUUCGGAUCCUCCAUUUCGACUAAUUCAUCGAUAAUCUUCACAUUCGCGAUUCGAUUGAUCGUUUUUUCUGCCGAAUUUGAAGAAGUUGUAAAUUAGGGUUUUACGAAACAUGUUAGGAGCUGGAUUGCAGUUUGGACGGAGUCGUAACGGAGAAGAUAGGUUCUACAAUCCAUCAAAAGCGAGAAGUAACCGUCAGUUUCAGGAGAAUCUCCGGCGAGCUCAAAGUGACGUCACUGAAACCGAUUCUACGACGUCGUGUGGUGCUACUGCGAAGGCUUUGAAAGUGAUUCCGGUGGAACCGCCGGUGUCUUCGCCGGUGUGUAAUCUGGAACGGUUUUUGGAGUCGGUUACACCUUCUGUUCCUUCUCAGUAUAAGAGAGCUACGGGUGGGUGGAGGACUUGUGACGAAUAUCAACCAUAUUUUGUGCUUGGUGAUUUGUGGGAGUCUUUUAAGGAGUGGAGUGCUUACGGGGCUGGAGUUCCUUUGAUAUUGAAUGAUACCGAUAGUGUUGUUCAGUAUUAUGUUCCUUAUUUGUCUGGAAUUCAAUUAUACAUGGACCCUUUGAAGUCUUCAGCAAAAUCAAGGCAACACAGCGAGGACAGUGAUGUUGACUCUUUCAGGGACUCAAGUAGUGAUGUAAGCAGUGAUUUUGAUCUCCCAAAGAGCGAGCUUUCUCAGAGGUUUGAUCAAUUGUCAUUAAACUACUAUCAUGCCCUUCAAGAAGGCUUCUCUAGUGAUGAGGGUGAAUCUAUGAGACCUCAAAGCUCUCUCGCGUUUGAGUAUCUGGAGCACAGUCAACCUUGGGGUCGGGAACCUUUGACUGACAAGAUACUUGAUCUUGCCCGUUGCUACCCUGAAUUGAAAAGUGUGAAAAGUUGCGACUUGCUAUCUUCUAGUUGGUUAUCUGUGGCCUGGUAUCCAAUUUAUCGUAUUCCAAUGGGCCCAACAUUGAAAGAUCUUGAUGCUUGCUUUCUGACCUUUCAUUCUCUUCAUACGCCUAUCUCAGGCAAUCAAUGUGAGCAUCCACCAGUUGCCAUGCAUCCUGGAGAAACAGAUGGCGUCCCGAGGAUGUCCUUACCAGUGUUUGGUCUUGCUUCUUACAAGUUAAAAGCGCCAAUGUGGAUCAACAACGAACGCUUGUUGCUGACUGAUCUUUUGCAGGCGGCUGACAGUUGGCUGUCAAACCUUCAGGUUAAUCACCCGGAUUUUCUUUUCUUUUCCCGUAGAUGAUGAUGAUGAUGAUGAAAAUGAUUUUGGUUUGUAAUAGUUAAGAGUGGGAGUGAUAACAGCAGGCUGUAUUUUUUUGUGCCCUGGUGAUGUUUGUAAUGGUUAUGAACUAGUAUAGUACUUACUUAGCAUGUGUAGUGUUGAGUGUUUUUUAGGCUAGUCAUCUUUUAUAUCUAUGAUAUGACUGCCAUGUUCAUUGGAACUCAUUUGUGUUAAAUAGGUAUAAAAACCGAAUAAUCA
Messenger RNA from Helianthus annuus (common sunflower), 1664 nucleotides. RefSeq lists its product as uncharacterized. NCBI's taxonomy places the organism in Eukaryota, Viridiplantae, Streptophyta, Magnoliopsida, Asterales, Asteraceae. The transcript is spliced from 6 exons. Bases 306 to 1427 code for a protein of 373 amino acids. The record is from RefSeq and is a predicted model, not a curated record.